This is a messenger RNA of Melampsora larici-populina 98AG31, 2001 nucleotides long. RefSeq lists its product as uncharacterized. The record is from RefSeq and is a predicted model, not a curated record. Bases 1 to 2001 code for a protein of 666 amino acids. Lineage: Eukaryota; Fungi; Basidiomycota; Pucciniomycetes; Pucciniales; Melampsoraceae. The transcript has a single exon.
AUGAGUGAUCCAUCCUCAAUCUCAACUCUACCAAGUACUCUUACAUCAGAUAAAUCUCUCACCUCAACCCAAACUGCUCCGCUGGAUUCUUCCACAGCUACUCAAACGUCAGGCGCAAGCCUUGACUCCAAAAAACAAACAUCAAGUUCAUUUCCUACGAUUGGUGUGAGCUCUUUACCUCCAGAACUCGCUUCUGCUUCAAUUAUUCCAGUUGGUCUUGCUUCAGAACAACAACCAAUCUCACAGGAUUCAGUAGCAAAGCCAACUUCAAGUUCCGGUGGUGCUUUUGAUUUGAAAUCAUCUAACCCUGUCUCACAAGACUCAGUAGGAAUGACCACUUUGAGUGAUAGUCUUGAUAAAAAAUCAUCUAACUUAAUCUCACAGGAUCCAGUAGGAAAGAACAGUUUGAGUGAUAGUCUUGAUACGAAAUUAUCUAGCUCAAUUCCUAUCACUUCUAGUACUCCAAAUUCUUUGCAAUCUACUAUACCCAAAUCAUUCAUAGAAGCUCCUCCUACUGAUCUGAAUCAAUCUAGUAUAUCAACUUCAACUUCAACAUUAUCUCCCUCAUCCACUCUACUUCCAACUCAAAGCCUAGUCAAACCCAAUGAGACUUCAACCGUUCUAGUUCCUGCAAGUAACAAAACUCCCGAAUCUGUGAUCGUUCCUGCCAAGACUACCAACCAAGAAUCUUCUACCAUACCAAAAGCAGUUAAUCAACAAUCUAAUACCACAGCUAUUCAUACCAAUGUUAAUACUACUGCCACUUCAUCCUCAAAGAACUCUGCUAAGAAUGAUGGAAACAGUUCAUUACAUUCAGGUGGAACUGCUUUGAUAAUCUUAACGAUCCUUUUCAUUGGAAUCAUUGCUGGAUUAUUAUUUUGGCGUAGAAGACGUAGAGAUGCAAACGAACGUAAGAAUAUAGUAGAAGGUAUAGAGAAAGUCACCAUGAAUAAGAAAGGAGGAGAUUUAGAAAAAGGAGAAUAUUUAAGUUCAACUUCAAGUGAUGGUAGUAUGAUGGAAAGUCAUGAAGAUGGUCAUGAGUUUAAAGAAGGUGGAUAUUUUGGAAAAAAAGGGAUCAUCAGAUCAAGUAGACCUAGAUCUUUGUUACUAAAAGAAGGCACUCAAGCAGGUGACAAAAACACGAUUGCGAUCAAUCAAACACCUUCACUACGUUCACAACAAAUCUCACCUGAAUCGAAUCAUGAAGGUUUACAAGUGCCAGGAGUCCAUUUAAGAUCUAAUCGAUUACAAAACAGACCUAAUUCAUGGAGAUCAAGUAUUGCAGUUGCAUGGGCAAGUCUUGGGAUCCCUGCUAGAUUGUUAAACGAACCAAGUCAUAAACUUUCACCUGGAAUCAACUCACUUGAUCGAAGUAAUUCUUCAUCAACUAAUGCAUCACAUAAGAAACCGAUCGAAACUCAAACUUAUCGUCCACCUGCACCUGCACCUGAUUAUCGUUCGACUAGAUUCAAAGGACCUGCAGCCGAUCAUCAAAGCAAAACGUAUAGAUUAUCACAAAUGAUUCGAGAAGAAGAAGAAUCAUGUGUUUCUUCUUCGGUUGAAGAUGGAUCUAGUAGUCUUCAAAGUGAAAGUCCAACAAAUGGAUCAUCCAUCACUGGAAGUUAUACCGAAAGCUGUAUUGGAAGUUCGAAGUUAUCUAGAUCAAGUUCAUCUGACAGUCAAGGAAGUCCAAACCAAAGCAUCACCGAAAGUUUAAACUCUAGUUCUACAUUACAAGGAAGUCAUAGUUUGGCAAACUCUUUGUCCCAUCGAUCUGAUUCGGUUUCAGGUAAUAGUAGUGAUGAAUCUCAUACCAUCAGUUCUAAAGCAAAUAGUUUCUUUACUGAAGAAAUCGGUCUUAAUCAAAUUCGUUCAGAUUCAAAGAUCGGAUCACAAGUUAGUAUUGAUACUCAUUUAGAUCUUCAUCAACAAAUCGGGUAUCAUGAGAUUGAUGUAAAUCAGAAACCUAUUGAAUUAAUUGUUCAUGGUAAUGCAAUGUGA